This is a messenger RNA of Trichomonas vaginalis G3, 1170 nucleotides long. Its product is annotated as phage tail repeat-like family. The annotation marks the transcript as partial. The record is from RefSeq and is a predicted model, not a curated record. The transcript has a single exon. Lineage: Eukaryota; Parabasalia; Trichomonadida; Trichomonadidae.
AUGACAGACGAGUUUCUGUUUCAAGACAAUAAGAACCAUACUGUUUGUAUAAAUCCAACAAAAAGAACUUUAAACGAGAAACCUAUAGAUGAACUUCUUUUGAAAGCAGAUGUUGACAACAAAGCUGACAAAGAGUAUGUAGACGAUGCAAUAGCAAAAGAAGAAGAAAGAGCAGAUGCAACAUAUGCAACGAAAGAACAUACUCAUCCUGAACUAGCAGACAAAACAUAUGUUAACAAUAAAAUGUCAAGUGAAGUGACAAGAGCUGAAAACGAAUAUUCUAAAAAGACUCAUACACAUACCAUUGCAAAUAUUACAAACUUACAAGAAACCUUAAACAGGAAAAGUGACGUUGGACAUACACAUACCAUUGCAAAUAUUACAAACUUACAAGAAACCUUAAACAGUAAAAGUGACGUUGGACAUACACAUACCAUUGCAAAUAUUACAAACUUACAAGAAACCUUAAACAGGAAAAGUGACGUUGGACAUACACAUACCAUUGCAAAUAUUACAAACUUACAAGAAACCUUAAACAGGAAAAGUGCCGUUGGACAUACACAUACAUCUUCUGAAAUAACAGACUUAAACGUUAGCCUUGAAAAUAAAGCAGAUAAAACAUAUGUCAAUGAAAUAUACCAAAGUUUAGUUGGAACAAAAAAUAUUGAGACUAUUGUUGGUGACCUUUCUGUCAAUGAAGAAAAUAAAUAUUUUAGAUGGCAGUUGGUACAGUCCUUAGAAAAUGGUACACGGUAUAAACUCAUUCCGAAAAAUAACAAUGAAAUGUAUGUAAGCUAUAAAAAGAACGAUGGUACACAAGUUAAAGUUCCAUUAGACAACAACUGCUACUUAAACUUCUAUGGAGACGAACAAAAGAAAUAUUUAAGAGUUUAUGAAAUGGCAGAUAUGACAUUGCCUGACCCAGCUCCAGCACCAUAUUAUUAUGACUAUGGAGAUGACGUUAGAACACCACAUGUAGAUGAACAAAAGCUAACAUUAUAUUUAGAUUUUUAUAGAUAUAAAAGAUAUAAUGCAAUAGAAAAAACGAGAAUAGUAUACUAUUAUGAAGAUGACAGAAAUAAAUAUUAUAGUCAAGACUUUACCUACCCUGAAAACAUAAGAUUAUAUUAUAAAAAAUAUUCUAACACAAACCAGAAGAAACCAGAAAUA